AUGCCUCCACCGUCCUUCUCAUCAACCCACACCCGGUCCUCUCCCCUGUCCUCCUUCCUCACCCUCCUCCGUUCCUCGCUCUCCUGUCUCACACCCUCUCAACCCCCCACACCUCCCCACUUCCCUCUUAUCCUCCUCCUCCUCCUCUUCCUCUCCCUCUCCCUGGGCAGUUUGUUUCUGGCUGCCCCUUCCUCCUCCGCCUCCUCUCCUGCAGCCUCUGAUUUUCUUUCUGCCGCCAACGCACGGGCACCUGACUUGGCAGUAAGAGGGAUGGCAGCAGCAGCGGCGGCAGCAGCGGGAGGGGCGGGGGCAGUGGUGGCGGAUGAGAGAGCGGGUGAUGCAGUCGUGGUGUAUAUCACUGUACCCAACAAGGAAACAGGGCAGAAGCUUGCAGCAUCGCUGGUGGGAGCAAAGCUAGCCGCGUGUGUGAACCGAGUCCCUGGAGUCGAGUCAACCUAUUGGUGGGAGGGAAAGAUUGAGACUGAUAACGAGGAGCUGCUUAUAGUGAAGACACGGCGUGCCUUACUGCCGUCCAUUCAAGAGCAUCUCAAGGGGAACCAUCCGUACGAUGUGCCUGAGCUCAUAGCGCUCCCGAUUGUGGGCGGCAGUGAAGCGUACCUCAAGUGGUUGCAUGACAACGCACCUGUGCCGCCAAUGCAGCCGCCUGCUUAG
This is a messenger RNA of Closterium sp. NIES-65, 672 nucleotides long. NCBI's taxonomy places the organism in Eukaryota, Viridiplantae, Streptophyta, Zygnematophyceae, Desmidiales, Closteriaceae. The record is from the annotation of a GenBank genome assembly.